AAGCCAAGCUGCUGGUUCGCUUCCUGCAUUUCGCUUCGCUUGCCGCCUUUGAGGAACAGCUAGCGCAUUCGCACUUCAACUGACGAGCCAAGUGCGGUUUCCAGCACACCGGAGACACGAAAAUGGACGCCUUCGGCGGCUACUUCAUGGACGAGAAGGCAGUGCAAGUGGAGAACAUUUUUCUGGAGUUCCUCAAGAGCUUCAGAGGGGACAAUAACAACAACAAUGGGGGCGAGCCAUUCUACGAGGCUGAGAUCGAGGCAAUGAGGGCCAACGAAUCGACGACGAUGUUCAUCGAUUUCUCCCACGUCAUGCGCUACAACGACUUGCUGCAGAAGGCCAUAGCUGACGAGUACUUGAGAUUUGAGCCGUACUUGAAGAAUGCUUGCAAGAGAUUCGUGACUGAACUAAAGCCCUCGUUUAUUGCGGACGACAACCCUAACAAGGAUAUCAAUGUUGCCUUCUUCAACAUUCCUUUCUCCAAGCGGGAGCUGACCACUGCUGAAAUUGGCAAGCUGGUAUCAGUGACUGGAGUGGUAACUCGUACUAGUGAGGUGAGGCCAGAACUUCUCCAGGGGACUUUCAAGUGCUUGGAGUGUGGUUCAGUCAUAAAAAAUGUUGACCAGCAAUUCAAAUACACCGAGCCAAUCAUUUGCGUGAAUGCAACUUGCAGUAAUAGAAUGAGAUGGGCAUUGCUUAGAACGGAGAGCAAAUUCGCUGAUUGGCAGAGGGUAAGAGUGCAAGAAACUUCCAAUGAAAUUCCGGCUGGCUCACUUCCCAGGUCUCUGGAUGUUGUCCUUCGCCAUGAUAUUGUUGAACAGGCUAGGGCUGGUGAUACGGUAGUUUUCACAGGCACUGUGGUGGUAAUACCAGAUAUUAUGGCCUUGGCUUCACCUGGGGAAAGAGCUGAAACCCGCCGUGAAGCUCCUCAACGCAAGAAUUCUGGUGUUGGAAAUGAAGGUGUGAAGGGUUUACGAGCAUUAGGAGUUAGAGACUUAUCGUACCGUCUAGCCUUCAUCGCCAAUUCGGUUCAGGUUUCUGAUGGCAGAAGGGAUGUUGACAUCAGGAAUCGAAAGAAAGAUGCUGAUGAAGAGGAUUACCAGCAGUUCACUUCAGAAGAGAUGGAUGAAAUCCAAAGAAUGCGGAACGUGCCUGAUUUUUUCAAUAAGCUAGUCGAUAGUGUUGCUCCAACUGUUUUUGGUCAUCAAGAUAUCAAGAGAGCAAUUCUGAUUAUGCUUUUGGGUGGUGUUCACAAGCUUACCCAUGAGGGUAUCAACCUUAGAGGGGAUAUUAAUGUCUGUAUCGUUGGAGAUCCCAGCUGUGCUAAGUCUCAGUUCCUCAAGUAUACAGCAGGUAUAGUUCCGAGAUCUGUUUAUACAUCUGGAAAGUCAUCUUCUGCUGCUGGGCUGACAGCAACUGUUGCUAAAGAACCAGAGACCGGCGAAUUUUGUAUUGAGGCUGGAGCGCUGAUGCUUGCUGAUAAUGGAAUAUGUUGCAUUGACGAAUUUGACAAAAUGGACGUUAGAGAUCAGGUUGCAAUUCAUGAAGCAAUGGAACAACAGACAAUAAGCAUCACUAAAGCAGGGAUACAGGCAACACUUAAUGCCAGAACGUCAAUUUUAGCUGCAGCCAAUCCCACUGGGGGCCGAUAUGACAAGUCCAAACCACUUAAGUACAAUGUCGCCCUCCCGCCUCCAAUUCUGUCAAGAUUCGAUCUUGUUUAUGUAAUGAUUGAUGACCCGGAUGAUCAAACUGACUAUCAUAUUGCUCACCACAUUGUGAGAGUUCAUCAAAAGCGUGAAGAAGCCCUUGCCCCUACAUUCACUACUGCACAGUUAAAGCGUUACAUUGCUUAUGCAAAAACAUUGAGACCAAAGUUGAAUGCAGAGGCGAGAGCUCUCUUGGUGGAAUCUUAUGUUGCUCUCCGGAGAGGUGACACUACUCCUGGGAGUAGAGUUGCUUAUCGCAUGACCGUUAGGCAGCUGGAAGCAUUGAUCAGACUGUCCGAGGCCAUAGCUCGAAGUCAUUUGGACACACAGGUGCAACCACGCCAUGUUCGUGUAGCAGUCAGAUUGCUGAAAACCUCGAUUAUCAGCGUGGAGUCAAGUGAGAUAGAUCUGUCAGAGUUUCAAGAAGCGAGUAAUGAAUAUGGUGAUGAAGACGGGAACCGUGAAGCUGGAGCAGAUGAUGCUCAACCUAGCAAUGUUGAAAAUAACUUGUGGCGUUCUGCAGAAAACGGAGCAGCAGGGUCAGCUGCCCAACAAGGAAAGAAACUUGUACUUACUGAAGAGUACUUCCAGAGGGUCACACAAGCACUUGUAAUGCGGCUUAGACAGCAUGAAGAUGCUGCACAGCGAGAUGGGACAGGACUGGCUGGAAUGAAGCAAGGGGACUUGAUCAGAUGGUACGUGGAACAGCAGAAUGAGAAGAACACCUACAGUUCGGUAGAGGAAGCUAAGGAAGAAGCAUUUAAAGUGAAAGCCAUCAUAGAGAGUCUGAUCAGGAGAGAAGGCUACCUGAUCGUGAUAGAUGAUGGGGCACAAGCAGAUGCUGGCGAAGGGGACGGUGGAAGACAGUCAUCGUCUAGGAACAACAGGAUCUUGGCCGUGGCUCCUAACUACAUUGUGGAAUGAAGCAGAAGCAGGAUAUCGAAACACAAUGAACAGCCAUUUCCUUCACUCUAUUCCCGGUGCAAAAUGUAGGUGUUGCGAGUUUGACAAACAACCCCGCCCUCUACUGGAGCCUUUAAUUUGAAAUGUCGCCUGCCAGGUCUAAGCUUCUUCUUUUCAUUUACCCCUAUGGUCGAUGUGGUCCGCGAGAGGACGCAAUUUCAUGUAUAAUUUGUCAUUUGUAGUAGUGUUAAGAAACAAAAUUGAAUGGCACCAAGUGGGAUGACUUAACUGAUUCUUGGUUAGGGUGUGGCACAG
Molecule: messenger RNA, 2927 nt
Organism: Linum tenue
Lineage: Eukaryota; Viridiplantae; Streptophyta; Magnoliopsida; Malpighiales; Linaceae
Source: the annotation of a GenBank genome assembly